AGCGUGUAAUUUUUUUACCAAUUGAUAAUGGUGGUAGUCGACGUACGUGGCUGAUAGUAACUUAUAUUAUGGUUUUUUCAUUAGUUUCUGCUAUAUAAUUAUAAAAAUGUCCGACGCAAUUGUGCCUAAGGGUCAGCCGAUUCCAGGCGACCCAGAGAAGAAAGGGUGGCUUUUUAAAUGGACCAAUUACUUGAAGGGUUACCAACGAAGAUGGUUCGUUCUUUCAAAUGGAUCGUUAUCUUAUUACAGGAACCAAGCGGAGAUGGUGCACACCUGCCGCGGCAUGAUCUCCCUUCUCGGCGCGCUGAUCCACACCGCGGACUCGUGCACCUUCGUGAUCAGCAACGGCGGCACUCAGACCUUCCACAUCCGCGCGCACGACGAGGUGGAACGCCAGAGCUGGGUCACUGCCCUCGAGCUCGCGAAGGCGAAAGCUAUGUUAGUAAGAGCACAAGAAUCAGACGAUGAUGAAGACCAGAUGUCAUCCGGCGCUGCGGUGGCGGGGGGACCGGAGGGUGAAGGCGAGGACGCGGGGGGGAUCGCGCGGGAGUUGGGCGCGAGGUUUCACGACCUUCGGACGUGUUCCGAGCUCGUGGCGAGGCAUGGCGCGGCGCUGCAGAGGUCCCUUGUGGACCUUGAGAUACCGCCAACGGACAACACUAAGCAGGUGUCCGAAAGAGCCACGUUGUUCAGGAUAUCCUGCAAUGCUAUGAUGAAUGCUUGUUCGGAGUUCAUGAACGCGGCGGCCGCCUCGAGCGCCCGCAUGAACCGCGCGUUGCAGCAUGAAAGGGAACAAAAGAUGAGGUUGCAGGAGAUCGUGGAACAGCUGGCCCGACAGCACGACAAUCUCGAGAAGACCGUCACAGGGCGCUCCACGGCCAAUUCUGGUGGGACCGGGUCAGGGCAAGGUAACGACACAGAGGAUGAGGAUCAUGAGUUCUUCGAUGCCAUGGAAGAAGGUGUCUCUACAACCAGAGAUGAUAAGACUUCAUUUGUAAUGAAAGUGCCUGUAAAUAGGAAAAAUAAAGUUAAAGCCGGAGAAAGCUCUGAUGAGUCGGAGGGUGAGACUGUGACGGAAACGCAACAGGUAUUAUUCUUGGAAGACAAGGAGCGUGCAGAAGCCGCCAUGGGCGGACCGGAGGCGACCGCCUCUAAGGCUGGCGCAGUCGAACAGAAAAUAUGGCCCCACGUGUCGCAAGUGACCAACUCGACGGUGGACGGGCACCCGCGCCGGACCCGCGUGCCCGACAAGCCCAACUACCCGCUCAGUUUGUGGUCCAUCAUGAAGAACUGUAUAGGCAAAGAGCUCUCGAAGAUUCCGAUCCCUGUGAACUUCAGCGAGCCGCUAUCGAUGCUGCAGAGGCUGGUGGAGGACUACGAAUACUCAAGUAUACUGGACCGGGCCGCUCAGUUCUCGGACCCCGCGCAGCAGCUGGCCUACGUGGCCGCCUUCACUGUGUCUUCCUACGCCACUACAUCUUGCAGAACGAACAAGCCGUUCAACCCGCUGCUGGGCGAGACGUACGAGUGCGACCGCAUGGCCGACCUCGGCUGGCGCGCCAUAUCUGAGCAGGUGUCUCACCACCCGCCGAUGGUGGCGCAGUUCUGCGAGGGGCAGGCGGGCUGGCAAUGCUGGCAGGAGUUCACCAUGACCACCAAGUUCCGCGGGAAGUACCUCCAGGUCGUGCCCCUGGGGUCCGCCUCCGCCAUGUUCCGCAGCUCCGGGAACAAGUACAUGUGGAGGAAGGUGACGACGACAGUGCACAACAUCAUAGUGGGCAAGCUGUGGGUGGACAACCACGGCGACAUGGACAUCGUGGGCGAGGCGGGCCCGGCCAAGGGCUACGUGGCGCACCUCAAGUACCAGCCCUACAGCUACUUCAGCAAGGACACGCAGAGGAAAGUUACCGGCAUCAUCAAGGAUCCUGAUGGAGUGCCGCGGUACGUGCUGCAAGGCUACUGGGACAGCAAGGUGGAGGUGGCGCCGGUGACGUCGGCGUCGCCCGACAACACCGUGUGCAAGACCGGCAAGUUCUGCGUCGCCUGGGAGCGCGUGCCCGCGCCGCCCGACUCCGACAAGUGGUACUACUUCACACUACUGGCGGCGCAGCUGAACGAGCUCGAGAACGGCGUCGCGCCCACAGACUCGCGGCUGCGCCCUGACCAGCGCCUCAUGGAGGAGGGGCUCUGGAACGAGGCCAACGCGGAGAAGCUGCGCCUCGAGGAGAAGCAGCGCGCCAAGCGGCGGCAGAUGGAGGCCGAGGCGGAGGCGGCGGCCGCCAGCGGGGCGCCGCCCGCGCCCGCGCCCGCGCCCGCCUGGUUCUCGCGCGAGGCCGAGCCCGGCCAGCCGCACCUGCGGCACCUCUACAACCACCGCUACUGGGAGAGCAAGGAGCGCCAGGACUGGAGCGCGUGCCCCGACAUCUAUUAGGACCGCUACCUCCCUACUAGUUUCCUUCUGACCCUCACAAGGAUGUAAAUAUCGUUUCGUUCGUUUAGUUUGUCGUGGCCUAAUAACGAAAUAGCUUUACGAUACCUCACUAACCGAAUCGCGUACAACGAAGUCGCUCUCGCUGUACCGGAAUUAAGUGUAAAAUAGCGUUCGAGGUUAAGUUGAUGCGUCUUAAAUUACGAAGUGAAAUGAAUGCGAGAGACGCUGUUGGUCCGAUGAUAUUAAUGUGGAAGAUUAGGAUAAACGAAAUGUUGUGACUUGUGUUGCGUGUCAUUCCCGUUCGAUCCCGAGUCUCGGUCGCGGUCCUCAAUCACUGAAAUUAAAAUGUCAGGUGCUUAUAAUAAUAGAUUUCAAUUUUGUAAAGCUUCGUCACGCUACUAAUAAUAUGUAUAGAAAAUGACAAAAUAUUGAAUUAUAACGGGCAUUAAAAGUAGCUCUUUACGUCCAAUUAAUGAAAUGACAAAAUCGUAAACUAUCUUUAAUGCCUUAUGGUAGGAGCAAUGUAAGUGUUAAAAUAUACAAGUUGAUAUCAAAGUACAAUCGUUUGUAACGAAUGUAUUUGUGAUUGUAAUGAAGUGACCGGCGACUGAUUUACUGUUGAUAACAACUUGUAGUGCUCUAGAAUAUUUUGUAAGAUCUAUUACAAAGUGUACAUUUUCAAGUGGAUGUAAGAUAUUUGUUAAUAUUUUUAUUAUUAUAAUAGAAUAAUAUUUGAAUACAAAGCCAUAACAUCUGUAUCAUGUUGAUGAUUAUUAUGAAAAUAAAAUAUAAUUGCGCAGUAUGA
Messenger RNA from Amyelois transitella, 3236 nucleotides. RefSeq names its product oxysterol-binding protein 1 (gene Osbp). The record is from RefSeq and is a predicted model, not a curated record. The transcript is spliced from 14 exons. Gene Ontology annotation, molecular function: sterol binding. Gene Ontology annotation, cellular component: intracellular membrane-bounded organelle; membrane; cytosol. NCBI's taxonomy places the organism in Eukaryota, Metazoa, Arthropoda, Insecta, Lepidoptera, Pyralidae. Bases 107 to 2431 code for a protein of 774 amino acids.